AUGAAGGAGAUCCUACAUCCCUACUUGGACCAGUUCGUAGUAGUAUACUUAGAUGACAUAGUCGUCUACAGUAGCACUUUGGAGGAACAUGUGGAGCACUUGAAGAAAGUCUUCAAAGUUCUGCAGGAGAAUCAGCUUUAUGUCAAGCGGGAGAAGUGCGAGUUCAUUAGUGGGAACUCCACUAUAGCUGCCCCACUGACCGAGCUGCUGAAAAAGAAAAGGCCAUGGGAGUGGAGCGAGGAGUGCCAGGAAGCAUUUGAAGGUCUUAAGGCUGCGAAGGGCAAUGUAGUGGCCGAUGCAUUGAGCAGGAAGACUGAUCCAGCGGCCAUCUCCUCAGUUCGUAGUGAAUUCCAAGGCGCUAUCAAAGAUGGUAUGCAACGCGAUCCGGACGCUAAGAAGAUAAUGAAACUGGUUGCUCUAGGCCAAACCAAACAGUUUUGGGAAGAAGAUGGAUUCUUGCUUACCACUGGCCGAAGAGUUUAUGUACCCAAGUUCGGAUUCAUCAGGAGGCGUAUUAUCAAUGAAAGCCACGACACUCCGUGGGCUGGGCAUCCAUGGCAGAAGAGAACGAGGGCGUUGAUUGAAGCCUUCUAUUUCUGGCCACGAAUGCUGGAAGAAAUUUAG
Solanum lycopersicum (tomato) is the source of this 624-nucleotide messenger RNA. The record is from RefSeq and is a predicted model, not a curated record. Lineage: Eukaryota; Viridiplantae; Streptophyta; Magnoliopsida; Solanales; Solanaceae.